This is a messenger RNA of Cladophialophora yegresii CBS 114405, 1668 nucleotides long. RefSeq lists its product as uncharacterized. Gene Ontology annotation, cellular component: membrane. NCBI's taxonomy places the organism in Eukaryota, Fungi, Ascomycota, Eurotiomycetes, Chaetothyriales, Herpotrichiellaceae. Gene Ontology annotation, biological process: amino acid transmembrane transport. Gene Ontology annotation, molecular function: amino acid transmembrane transporter activity. The transcript is spliced from 7 exons. The record is from RefSeq and is a predicted model, not a curated record. The coding region runs from base 1 to 1668 and encodes 555 amino acids.
AUGAAUUUCAUCAAGCCUGUAUCACCCCCAAAGGUGUCGCUGGAGGUGUCGGAGAAGGGGGCGUAUGCAGUCCAAAAUGGCGAGACCGUGGUCGUCGAGAAUGUCGACGCCCUCAAGCGACGGUUGACGAACCGUCAAAUGCAAUUGAUCGCAAUAGGUGGCAGUAUUGGCACUGCUCUCUUCGUCAGCAUCGGAUAUGGACUCAUCGAGGGCGGCCCAGGCAGUCUGCUCCUUGGGUUCACCCUCUACGCCUGCAUUCUGGGUCUCGUCAACAACUGCAUGGCAGAAAUGGCCGUUUUCAUGCCCGUCUCUGGGUCCUUCAUUCGGAUGGGUUCCAAAUGGGUAGACGAGGCUUUCGGAUUUAUGGUCGGCUGGAACUUCUUUCUCUACGAGGCUGUGUUGAUCCCCUGGGAGAUUUCGGCGCUCAACCUCGUUCUGACAUAUUGGUCCGACGACAUCCCCAAGAUCGCUAUUUGCCUUGGGUGCAUUGUCCUCUACGGAUUGAUCAAUCUCUUCGCCGUCAAGUGGUACGGAGAGUCCGAGUUCUGGCUUUCAGGCGGUAAAGUCAUUCUGGUCGGCAUCGUCUUUGCCUUUACCUUUGUCACAAUGGUUGGAGGUAACCCCAAGCACGAUGCCUACGGAUUUCGCUACUGGAAUAAUCCGGGGGCCUUUGCGCCGUACGUCACCACCGGCGCCCUCGGGCGGUUCGAGGGCUUCCUCGGCGCAUAUUUCAUGGCGGCUUUCACCAUUGUCGGGCCCGAGUACGUGGCCAUGGUCAGCGGCGAGGCCAUGUAUCCGAGGAAGUUUCUGAAAGAGGCCUUCAAGACAGUGUACUGGCGAUUUGGCGUUUUCUUUAUCCUUGGAGCCCUCUGCGUGGGCAUUGUCGUGCCUUACAACGACCCGACUCUGAACAGCGUGCUGAAUGACGGCGCCACCGGCACCGCUGGCGCGUCGCCCUAUGUCAUUGCGAUGCAGAACAUGGGCAUCAGUGUGCUCCCGGACCUGACGAACGCCUUGCUUGUAACGAGCAUUUUCUCGGCCGGCAAUACCUACGUAUACUGCGCAUCCAGGACGCUCUACGGCCUUUCUUUGGAUGGCCACGCACCUCGGUUCCUGCAGAGAUGCACCAAAGCCGGCGUGCCCAUCUACUGCUUCUGCAUCACCAUGUUCUUUCCACUCUUAUCCUUGCUCGCCCUCAGUGAAGGAAGCACUCAAGUCAUUACUUGGCUAGCGAACCUCACUGAGGCAUCCCAGAUCAUCAACUUUAUCGUCAUGUGCAUAAUCUACAUCUCCUUCCACCGCGCACUCAAAGCGCAAGGCAUCGACCGCACGACGCUCCCCUACCGCGGCUACUUCCAGCCCUACUGCGCGUGGAUCGCAAUGGUGCUGCUCAUCCUCACGGUCGGCACGUACGGCUACACGACCUUCCUGCCCGGGUGGUGGGACGUGGGGACCUUUUUCUCCUAUUACACCAUGUGCUUUGUGUGUCCUGUUUUGUUUCUGUUCUGGAAGGUAUUGAAGAAGACGAAGUUCGUGGGGCCGCGGGAGGCGGACCUGGUGUGGGAACGGCCUGUGAUUGAUGCUUAUGAGGAGAGUUUCGGGGAGGAGCCGUUGGGGUUCUGGGCGGUGCUGAGGACGCGGUUGCUCAAUGUGAGAAGGAAGGCGUGA